GCGGCUUAAGAAUCUUUGUCAAGGACAGGAAGAUGCGCACAGCGAGUAUUGGUAGUCGAAAGAGUGGCGACUUUGGAAGUAUUCGAAGCCUACGGAGUUUAGAAAUGAAUCCCAAGGCCGAUCAAUCUCUCGGAGAUGUCCUCUUUGGCACCGGCACUCCUGCCGCUGCAAGCGACCAUUCCUCUGACUUGAGCUCUACCGACGAAGCUCCUCAAAGCCCAAGCCCUAGUCCACGGCCACAAUCAGCAAUGUCAAGACCAAACUCGAUAAUAUCACGCAGAGCACUCCACUCGCAUUCAGCAGGGCCAUCUUCUGCGGGCAUAGUACCCAACAUUUCAGCGGCCAAUGUCAACCCGCGGCCUGUCUCUUUCCGAAGAGCGACGACCUCUGUCGCACCUGUAGCUUCCAAUUCACAGUCAUUUGCUCAGCCAUCGUCGUCCAGCUCCAAGUCGACCUCACAACCCACUCCAGCCCACUCGAUCUUUUCGACCACAAAGCCACCCUCUAGCUAUGAACAACGAUUAACUGCACAGGAUAUCCCUCCUUUGGAUCCAGAUGCUACACCAAAACCGAAACGUCCACCGUCCUCUUCUGCACCUCCCAUCUUCGUUCCACCAGCCCCAAUCUUCACCAAGAACGCGCCUAAUAUUCAACCGAAACCGCGCGAUUUCGCAUUCGGCAUAGAUGGAAAGGUUACUCCCGCAGGGAUGGUAUCUAGCACACCAAGACCCGCUAUAGCUAAUCAACGAGCAAACUUGCCGCGAGUGCCCUCCGAGCCUCGCUCAUCGGCAGCGGCUAUACAGGACACCCGCCCAACAGAAAGUGACGAGCUGAAGGAAAUGAGGGAGAGGCUUAACAGGAUGAUGCAAGAUAUUGACAGCGUUAGCGACCAGAUUCAGAAGGUGAAGAUGCAGUUGAAGUAA
Molecule: messenger RNA, 923 nt
Organism: Acaulospora colombiana
Lineage: Eukaryota; Fungi; Glomeromycota; Glomeromycetes; Diversisporales; Acaulosporaceae
Source: the annotation of a GenBank genome assembly